This is a messenger RNA of Phragmites australis (common reed), 2046 nucleotides long. RefSeq names its product proline-rich receptor-like protein kinase PERK9. The record is from RefSeq and is a predicted model, not a curated record. NCBI's taxonomy places the organism in Eukaryota, Viridiplantae, Streptophyta, Magnoliopsida, Poales, Poaceae. The coding region runs from base 34 to 1332 and encodes 432 amino acids. The transcript has 2 exons.
ACUCAACAGACGGCUAAAAAAAACGCAGAGGCUAUGCAGCCGCCGCCACAGCCAGAGUCCGGCCACCGACGGGCCUCAUCCACGUGCUGCACCGCGCCAAGGCGGAGCAUUGGGUGCAUGGCCGGCCUCCUCCGCCUCUUCUCGCCGUACCACCGCAGCCACCACCGGAAGCGCCUCACCGCCAAGAACGCCACGCAGGCUUCGGCGCCGCCGCCGCAGUCGCCCUCGCCGCCCAAGACGAAGGCGGAGGCCCCGCCUUCCCCUUCGCCUUCACCGUUGAAGCCGAUGCAGCAGCCGCAACAGCCGAGUGCGGCCCGGCGGCGGCGCUCCUGCGACGCGCCGCGGAGCCCGACGAUCGCGCCGGAGCACCGGCGUGCCAGCUGCGACAGCCCCCGUCCGCCUCCUCCAGCCAUCGUCGCGCGCCUCAUGGGCCUUGAGGAGUCCGCGCCGCCUUCGCCCGCCGCCGCAGCGCCACGGCCGCUCCCGACCCGUCCGCCUCCUCCCCCGCCUCCGGAGACGGCUGCGGAGAAGCGGCGGAAGCUGCUGGGCGCGCUGGAGAAGUGUGACGAUGACCUCAAGACGCUGCGGCGGAUCAUCGCGGCCGUCCGCGCCGCCGAGAUGCGCUCAGCUGCCGCGUCCGACGUCGUCCCGGUGGCAGGGACGCCAGGCAAGGGCGCCAACAGGUGGUUGGACGGCCACGAUGAACAAUCGCCGUCCCCGUCCCCGUCGCCGCCGCUGCAGCAGCAGCAGCACAAGCCUCGCACCGAGGAGCAGUACCCCAGCCCGGACUCGGUGCUGGACGCCAUCAGCUCCCCGAGAUUUCCAUGCAGGAAGCGGCCGUCUCCCUGCUCGAAUCUCGAUGCAGCUAGCAAGACCAGUUGCGGUAACGGAGACGUGGCCCCCACCGUCGGAUCGAAGAUCGUGAAGCCCUCCCGCACGUUUGUUUUCUCCGGCGACUACUGCAAGAUCAAAAACGGCAACGAGCUGCAGCUGCACGCCGUCGUCGGCGUGCACCACCACCCGGUGGCGGUCAUCGAGGCGGGCGCACCCGCGCGGCUGCCGAGGGCGGCCGGGGCGGACAGCCGUCAGCACCACCGGCGGCGGUGGGAGCUGGAGGCCGCCGCGGAGGGGCGGGUCGUCAGCCGCGCCAUGGUGGAGAGCGUGGGGGAGGUGUGGGGGCAGGGCGGCGCGGCCGAGCAGCGGUGGGAGUACAGCAGGGUCGCGUCCGCGCUGGAGCGCGCCAUUGUGCAGGACCUGGUGGCUGACAUCGUGGCCGAAUUGCUCGCGCAGUCCGGCCACAGCUCCGGGUGCAGAAAGAGAUUGUCCUUCUGAUGAUCGAGCGGGAUUUCUCGCGUCGCUUCCUCGGUUUUUCUUACGUGCGUCGCGUGUCGGCGUGUGUAAGUAGGAGUAGAACAGGGUCAAGGAGUGAGGUGUGAUGAACUAGUACGAGAGGAAUUAACUGCAGAUGAGCCAUGGAUGUCAGUAGUUGAUCGUUAACCCAGCCCAGCUAGCUACCCCCACCUGAUGAAGUGAUCGGUGAUCGCAGAAGUAUUGAAAGAACGGACUCGCUCUGGCGUCGUUGUAGGUCGAGUAAUCAAUAAAAGUGGUGGCAAGCAGCUGCCCAAGUACACGAACAAGGUCACUUGGAUUGAUUACUCAGUAAGCUUCACUCUGAUCUGAAGACUGGCCGGGGCCAAGUCCUGUAACUGAUGCCGACACAACCACCGCGAUGAAAGUGCAGCAGCAGUACAGUCUUUUUGUCUGGAUUUUGGGAAUUUUAAGCGAGGUCCUAAUUUCAUCACUUUUUUUUUUAAGGAAAUCCUAAUUUCCAUUACUUUUUAGAUCAGGUCUGAUUGUCUGAAAUUCGGAGGACAGAUUGCGAGAUGGGCAAGAACGAGAGGAUGCUUGGAAGUUAGUGCGCGCGCAGGGCAGGGGCUAGGCCAGCUGAUUGAAAAUCCUCUGUGCCUGCAGGGUAGGAUGCCGGCUAUGCUAGCCAGACAUCUGCUUCGUUCUCCGCCUAGCUGGGGCUUUCGCAAUAACAUUAAU